Messenger RNA from Trichophyton benhamiae CBS 112371, 939 nucleotides. Its product is annotated as MFS transporter, putative. The transcript is spliced from 2 exons. Gene Ontology annotation, molecular function: transmembrane transporter activity. The record is from RefSeq and is a predicted model, not a curated record. Gene Ontology annotation, cellular component: fungal-type vacuole membrane. Gene Ontology annotation, biological process: transmembrane transport. Bases 1 to 939 code for a protein of 312 amino acids. NCBI's taxonomy places the organism in Eukaryota, Fungi, Ascomycota, Eurotiomycetes, Onygenales, Arthrodermataceae.
AUGGUCGGUGUCAUCAGUGCUACUAGCGGUGAUUUUGGCCCUUUUCGCUCUGUUGAAGAGUCUACAAUAUCCCAUCUCACGACGCCAGCUACGCGAACUGAUGUGCUGUCCUGGUAUGUUACGACUUCAACGCUGGGUUCUGCCUUGGGGAACGAAGCUGCCGGUCAUAUAGCCAGCUUUUUGAAAAGACUUCAAGGCUCAAAGCAGGAUAUUACGGAUGUGUAUCAUGCUCUGUUUUGGAUAUAUGUUGCAAUGGGUGUACUCUCCAUGAUAUUUGCAUGUCUGAUGAGCAGGAAGCUAUGGUUCAAAAGCAAGAUUGCGGAGAUAUCACAGGAGUCUCUCUCUGUGGUCAUCAAACUCUGGAUACUUCUCACAAUUGACUCGCUGGCUGACGGAAUGGUGUCCUACGCACUCACAAACUACUAUCUCGUGCGUAAAUUCGGUCUCGCUGAGUCGUAUCUAGGAGACAUUAUGUCAAUCUGUUUCCUGCUCAUGGCCAUAUCUACCGCCUUUGCUGGACCUCUUGCGCGACGUCUAGGGCUUAUCAAUACCAUGGUAUUCACUCAUCUUCCGUCUUCUCUCGCCGUUCUGCUGCUACCGGUACCCCAGAACGUGGGCCUGACCAUUGCUCUACUAUUCAUACGCACUGGGCUGAAUAGUAUGGACCAGGGACCAAGAGCCGCGUUCAUUGCGGCCGUGGUAAAGCCAGGAGAACGCACAGCGGUCAUGGGUAUCACGGCUAUGCUCAGGACGUUGGGAUCUACUAUAGGACCUAGUCUUACUGGCUUUCUUGCUGACACGGACAAGUUCUGGAUAGCAUUUGUUGUUGCCGGGGCCUUACGCGUUGCCUACGAUUUGGGGCUCUUCUACUUAUUUGUUGACCUGAAAAUCAAUGCUCCUGAGCAGGCAAAGGACCCAGCGACAAAUGAUCAAAUAUGA